Sinocyclocheilus grahami is the source of this 1186-nucleotide messenger RNA. Its product is annotated as secretion-regulating guanine nucleotide exchange factor. The record is from RefSeq and is a predicted model, not a curated record. The annotation marks the transcript as partial. The transcript is spliced from 10 exons. NCBI's taxonomy places the organism in Eukaryota, Metazoa, Chordata, Actinopteri, Cypriniformes, Cyprinidae.
AUAAAUGGUGAUUUCGCCUCACAGGGAGCCAACAGUUACGGGCAGCUCGGACAGGGACACAGGGAAGAUCAAGCCGAGCCGCGGCGUGCAGACGGCGGCCUGCAGGCGGAGCACACCCGCUGUAUGACCGGAGGAGGCGGACAUUCCGCUGUCAUCACGGAAUCAGGUGAGCUGCUGAUGUGUGGACAGAACCUCAAAGGUCAACUAGGGCUCAGUCACACGUCAGAGGUCAUAACCUUUCAGCCCUGCCCUUUGCCUGGGUGCUCAAGAGUUCAGCAGGUGUCCUGUGGUUGGGACUUCUCCGUUAUUCUGACUGGUGACGGUCAGGUCUUGGUGUGCGGCUCCAAUGCAUUUGGACAGCUGGGCGUCUCGCCAGGAAUAACACACUCAGCAGAACCUUUACACGUGAAGACCCUGAAUGAGCCGGUAACUAGUGUGGCUGCAGGGCUCAGACACGCAUUAGCAAGUACAGCAUCAGGUUGUGUUUAUCAAUGGGGAACUGGCCUGUCGAGUCACGCUAAGAGAAUGUUAAGUCCCCAUCCUGUUCCUGCGCAUCUAUCCUCUAAGGAGCCUUGCCUUGUCCCGGGGUUUGAUCACGUGACCCCACAGAAGGUAGUUGCAGGCUCCACCCACUGCAUUUGUUUGACAGUCAAAGGUGACGUGUUCCUCUGGGGAAGCAAUAAACAUGGUCAGCUGGUCAGCGAGAGCCUCUUCUUGCCACUUCCUGUGGCUCUGGAUCGAUCUCUGUUGCAGGACGAGAGAGUGACUGACGUUCACAGCGGCUGGACUCAUCUUGUCGCAAAAACUGAGAGUGGGCGGGUCUUUACAUGGGGCAGAGCAAAUUACGGACAGCUAGGACAGACCAAUCAGAGUACAGAAAAAGAGUAUGACGUUUCAACAAGCUCUGGCCAAAGUAUAAGCCGCCCCAUUGAGGUUAAAGCUUUAUUUGGAGCAACACAGAUUGCAUGUGGAUCUGAACACAACCUGGCUGUUGUGGGGGGUCAGAUUGCCUCCUGGGGCUGGAAUGAACACGGAAUGUGUGGAGAUGGUUCCCUCUGUGACGUCACACAACCGCGGCCAAUCCCCCGUUUCAGAGACGCCACGACUCUUCUGAUUGGCUGUGGAUCAGGACAUUCAUUGGCACUAUGCAAUUUGAAGAGCAACGAGGAUUCAGCAAGCUGAACAG